Messenger RNA from Rubroshorea leprosula, 871 nucleotides. Lineage: Eukaryota; Viridiplantae; Streptophyta; Magnoliopsida; Malvales; Dipterocarpaceae. The record is from the annotation of a GenBank genome assembly.
GAACUUUCCAUUUUCCUUCGUUUUCAAAUGUUGGUUUCUUUGAAUUCUUGACUUUUAGCUUGUAUCUACAGAUAAAGGAAGAUGGGAGGUUGGGAUGACAAAAGUGGGGACGGCAGACGAAACAAAAAGACAGAAAAAAAGACUUCUCUCCUUCUCUCUCCCUCUCUCUGGACUCUUCUCCUUUCUAAAAGAACCCUGGCCGCAAGCCCUCUUGGACUCCGAUCUUCACCAUCCUCUUGCCGAUCAUCACUCUCAUCACCAUCACCCACGCCAACCACCAAGCAACUAGAAAGAAAGAGGAGAAAAAGUUCAGAUUUGGAGAUCUUGAUUUGGUUUUUGGAAAAAAGAAGAGAAACCGAAAAGAAAUUGGGAGGUGGAGUGGAUCCGGUCUCAGUCUCGCUCCUUCGCUGGAAGAUAGAUCAGGGGAAGAUUCUGGGUUGGAUUAGAGCAGAAUAGUGAGAUUGGAGAUUCGAUUCCUGGCAGGCUUACCGACCAAAUUUUGGCGUUUGCUUUGGGACAAUUGUUGCUCGAAUCUUGGCUAGGUAUACUCGAAAACAGAGGGAUUUUGGGAAGGGUAGUGAAGGAGACGAACGGAGCCUGGUCCCGUGGGUGGGAUCCCUCCCUUCUGAUCUGGAGCUGCCUUUCUUCAAAAAUUCCACCCCUUGGUUGUUUGCAUUUGAUGUCCUGUAAAUACCUUGAUGGUUGAUGCUUGAAUUCGUAUGAGAUUGCGAAGAAAUGAAUGACUAUUUCGUAAAUAGCUAUUUUCUUUCCUAUAGUUCAGUGACCGGUUGCUGGGAUUUGGAAUUGUGUAGGCCAUGGGAUUUUCUCUUGCUUGAAAUCGAGUUUGGCAGAAUAAAAUCCUAAAGUUUGU